UAACGAUCAGCUGAUAUAACCUCCAAAGUGAGCUUAUAAACAAAGCUUAAUUAUAACAAACAUAACUUAAAAAGCAAAGAGAGAUAAGAUUUAGUUAUAAAACUAGUAUUAUGAGGUUACUAUCUCAAAUAUUCCAACCGAUUAUCACAAUACCGAAAGGAGCUAAAAUUAAAAACACUGAAAUAACAUGUAAAAGUCAAAAAUUGUUAUUAGAGUGCGGGCUCAUUCGUCCGUCCAGCGCCGGUUUCUUCACAAUACUACCCCUUGCUAGACGAGCGAUUGAUAAACUCGAAGACAUAAUCAACAAAUGCUUGAAAGACGUCAACGCUCAGAGAAUAUCCCUGCCGUGCUUAACGUCGGCGCGCUUGUGGGAGAGCACGGGGAGACUGGACGACGUUGGGUCGGAACUAUUCACUGUUGAGGACAGACAUGACAAACGGUAUUUGUUGGCGCCCACCCAUGAGGAAGCAGUGGCGGACCUCAUGGCAGACGUUGGGCCGAUAUCAUACAGACAAUUGCCGUUACUUAUUUAUCAGAUAACAAAUAAAUAUAGGGACGAGUUGCGGCCCAAGCACGGUCUGUUGCGUUCCAGAGAGUUCCAGAUGAUGGAUCUCUAUGGAUUCCACACCGAUCACACGUGUGCCGAAACCACAUAUAAUAAUGUUACCAGAGUAUAUGAGAAGCUGUUUAAAAUACUUAACCUGCCUGUGUAUAGAGUGGUGGCGCCAUCUGGCGACAUGGGCGGCACGUUGUCCCACGAGUGGCAGCUGCCAGCCGCCGCGGGGGAGGACUCGGUAGCGGUGUGUCCGUCCUGCUCGCACGCUAGCCUCGCUAGUGAUGUGUGUACCCAGUGCGGGAAAGAGACGGAUAUAUGUAACAGUAUAGAGGUGGGGCACACGUUCAUACUGGGCACAAAAUACAGUGUGCCGCUGCAGGCGAACUGCAUCCGGCAAGGCUCGAACCCCGCACCGCUGGUCAUGUCCUGCUAUGGUAUCGGCAUCACUAGGUUACUAGCGGCCGGUAUAGAAGCCCUAAGCACCGAGUCGUGUAUCCGCUGGCCAGCCGCUGUCGCACCCUACUCCGCCAUCGUUAUUGGACCAAAGGAGGGUUCAAAAGAGUGGUCGGUACAUGGAGCGCAAGAGACGCAGGGCGUAGCGCGUUGUAUAGGUGAUGUGGUGGGUGAUGUGCUGGUUGAUGAUAGACACGCUCUCACCAUCGGCAAGCGGAUGAUGAUGGCUGAUCGAAUGGGCUACCCAAAUAUUAUAGUCUGUGGUCGGCAUUCUGUCGAAAACCCGCCAAGAUACGAAUUAUACGCAAACAACGAUAAAUCACCCCUGCUACUUGAUAUUAACGAAUUGAUGCAGUUCUUGCGAAAUGGUAGUUCAAAUAAUGUUGUUGAAUGUGUUAAUUAAAUGAUAAAUAGAG
Zerene cesonia (dogface butterfly) is the source of this 1425-nucleotide messenger RNA. It is a transcript of the gene ProRS-m, whose product is annotated as probable proline--tRNA ligase, mitochondrial. Lineage: Eukaryota; Metazoa; Arthropoda; Insecta; Lepidoptera; Pieridae. The coding region runs from base 111 to 1412 and encodes 433 amino acids. The transcript has 9 exons. Gene Ontology annotation, biological process: prolyl-tRNA aminoacylation. Gene Ontology annotation, cellular component: cytoplasm; mitochondrion. Gene Ontology annotation, molecular function: proline-tRNA ligase activity; ATP binding. The record is from RefSeq and is a predicted model, not a curated record.